Molecule: messenger RNA, 3369 nt
Organism: Crotalus tigris (Tiger rattlesnake)
Lineage: Eukaryota; Metazoa; Chordata; Lepidosauria; Squamata; Viperidae
Exons: 6
Coding region: 512-1138 (208 amino acids)
Source: RefSeq, a predicted model, not a curated record
UCAUCUGGAUUUAAUACCCAAAUUACUGAAUACUAUGUAUCUUUUUCAUGAACAUUUCUGCCCUGAUCCUACAUUUUUUUAUUUGAUGAGCAGAAAAGAAGUGAUCACAUGAUGGAAGAAAAUAAGAAUAAAGUAGACCUAGCAAAAAGCCAUCUCUCAAAAUCAAGAAGGGGAAAAAAACGAGUGGAGGAGUAGGAGUCUGAACUCUGAUAUGUACCUAAGGAAGGCAAUAGGGGAGCCACACACACCUAUAAUAUUUCCCACUCUUCUUUCCUGUGGUUUAUAUAACUCUUUCUAAGAUGUGGAGAAAAACAGGAAUUGCAAAAUGAUCCCUCAAAACUGCUUCUUAUGUUAGCUAGCUGGAGAGGGAAAAGCUGGUAUUGCAGCAGGAUGGCAACAGCUCCCCAUGCUGUUGACUUUUUCUGCUCUUUCCUUUCAGAAAAAGGAAACUAAAGCUCCACUCUUGAAGUGACAGAAGUAUAGAUCAAGGCAAAGCUGCAUCUCAACGAUAAUGAGGAAGGGGGAAAAAAAAGAUCCUGGACAAAUUCCUUGGACAUGGAAGCAAUCUUUGCCAUUAGAUUUGUUCCAAGCAUCUCAGUCAGCUGUGGAGCUCAAGAAUGCCAAAAAAGAAAAACUACUGCAAAGUGUUGUAAUUCCUGUAACGGAGCCUUCAAAAAAAUGGAGAAAGUUUUCUUACUCUCCCCAGUGGGCAAGUAUAUUAGAUGUGGCUCAAAAAAUCUUAGAUGAAGAAGACAAAAUGAAAAAGAAACAGGGGAAUAAAGCAAAAGGAAAACAAACCCAAUCAGAUAAGAACUUCAGGAAGGAAAUUAUAGAAGCUGAAGAAAAACUGAUGCCUCAAUUUUGUGAUCUGCAUGAUAUAAAACUAACAACUAUACAGCCUUUGUUGGAGAAAUUACCAUCUCCAAAGCUCUCAUAUUUACGGGCAGAGAAAGAGAUCUUAACAGCUAAAGAAAUGGAAGAUAUUAUUCAGGAAAUUGUAGCCCUCAGGGCCAGAGAGAAGCUUUCUGAAGAAGCUAUGGCUAAAGAAGGAGAAAAAGAGAAGCCCUUUUCUGAAGACAUCUCUUCUAUCAAUGCCCCAACCCCAGGCUACCACUGGGACUGGAGGUGGCCACUUUAAAAUGGCUACUCAGGAUGAAGGUGCAGAAUCAAACACCUACAUUACUGCCUUCGGAGCACCAUUCAAUAACCUAUCAAUGUGCUGAAAUGUUUUUGUUAUUGUGAGUUGCUUUUGUUUUUGCUAUUGUUGCUCCUGCUGCUUUCCAUUCAAAGCCUCUGCGGGCAAUUUCUUUAAUCUAUAUACUACUAAAACUCUUGUGUCUGUCUGGUUGCUUAUAACAUUCAAUUGGGCAAAAUGAUAUGUCAUAGGGCAACAAUUUUUGAACCAAGAUACCUCAAGUGGGCUAACAUACCUAGUUACAAGACUAUUGUACCUGUGGGAAUGAAAUUUGAGGAAGUUGUGGUCACUGAUAUGGGCAGCCACCAUCACAUUUCCAAUGCCGUUUGUCAUUUCCAAUUCUUCCUACCAACUUCCUGCAAGUCAGUGAGGAAGCUGGUAGGAAAUGUAAACUCAGUCAUGACUGCCAACACUCCCUGCCAGCUUUCCAUAAAGUCUUUGUUGUGGGAAGCUGACAGUUCAGCAGUGGGGAAGCCAUUAGGGAAGGUUGCAAGCUGGUCAGGUAAAUUGCUCUCACCUGUGCUAUCUCCUCAAUUCCUCUGCACUGAUGCCACACAGGCCACUUGCACAACACCCAUAUCUUUCCUGAACCAUGUCACUCUCCUACUCACCCUCCCUGACCUGUGUGGCACCUGUUGCACAACUGUGUAUCCUACACACUCUUCCUAACUCAUGCCAUACCUUUGCAUAUUCUCUCUGAUUCAUGGAGUGCCUCUUGCUCACCCAUGUGCAUCCAUGCACAUCCUUCCCCAACUGUGCACACCGCUGCACAUGGGUACAUGUCAGGGAAAGUGCAAAUCGGUGAAACAGGUACAUGAGCAGCACUGGAGAGAAGUCCAAAAGAGUAUGCUGGGGUGCAUAGAGGUGUACAAGAGGUGCCUCAUGGAGAAUGCACAAUAGUGCAGCACAAGUUGGGGACAAUGGACAAGGGUAUGUGAGGGUACAGGGGGAACAUAAUUGGAUGAGGGAGGCAUAGAAGGGUCUGGAAGGGAGCACAGGAUGCAAGAAUGUUAAGUAAGAAAAUAUCUGUGAAAUGAUAGUCAACAGUGCACAGGUUGCUUAGCGUGCAUUAAGUAUGCAAAAAGAUGCCAAAAUAAACACUUCACUGGAUGCCUGUCCUGUCAUAUAAACUGCAGGAUGACUGGACUGUAUUUAAGCAACUUUGGAUCCAUUCCAAUCAAGCAGAUCUGGUUGUUCAGAUGACAUUCUCAGAUGAGAAUGGUACACAGUUUUUAUAACAAGCAAACUAUUUAUUAGUUAUGUAUUAUUUUAUCCUGCAUUUACUACAAAAAGCUCAAGGAAGAAUAUAUAGUUAUUUCCUUUCCACCCACCAUGGGAUAAUGGAAAUAGAAUUGAUAUGUAAUAAAACUAUAAAGCCCUUAUUUUUUUUUCAGAUUACAACAAGACCACAUGCUUAAGGUUUGCUUUAAAAAUUGGGUAGUUUUGAUCCUGUAGCUAGGAAGUAUGAAACAGCUUUAAUUGUUGUCCAAAAUGUUCUGCUGACUAAAAUUAAUUUCUGGAUAAACAGGAGUGAGUUGUAAAAAGGUUUUAAGAAGAGAAAAGGAAUAGUAAAAAGAAAGAGAACAUUGUCUUCCAUCCCUUAUUUUUUAUAUCUUUUUAUUAGGCCCUGGGGAAUUCAAAGGAUAUUGAGAUUCAGUAAAGAACAUGCACAUGGGAUAUAACAGUAACUAGACUUCUGAUGACUUGCUGAGAAUCAAUUCCUUAAUGGGAAAAAUUCCCCAAUGGCCAGAAUGAGGAAUGAGGAAUUUUGCCAAAAGUAAGACCUCUCCUAUGAAGUUAUGGAUUGCCAAAUGGCUAAAUUAUUAUUAUUAUUAUUAUUAUUAAUAAAGGAUGUUUGGUAUGGAUGUUUAUUCCACAGAAAUAAGAUCCCUGUCUCUAUUCUAAUCUGAGUGUUACCUGUGUCAACGCUGUGACAAUGGAUGUUCCCGCUCUGACAACUGAGGGAAAUAGCAGCCAUUUUUACUUUGCUUUCAGCAUGCUUCUGCUGUUUAGGAAUCAGAUGUAGAAGGGGGCAUGAGGUGAAUGCUUGAGCUCAGCUAGCCAUAAUAAUAAUGCCACUUUGUGGGAACUCAAGGACACAAAUCAAUAAUGUUUUGGCCGGCUGAGGAGCUGGAGAAGGAGUCUGUGCUUCAGGCUAAUUGGAGAAUGUGAUU